This is a messenger RNA of Enterobius vermicularis (human pinworm), 396 nucleotides long. The record is from the annotation of a GenBank genome assembly. Lineage: Eukaryota; Metazoa; Nematoda; Chromadorea; Rhabditida; Oxyuridae.
AUGUUCGGGCAGGCACUGGCUGACGCGUUGAUGCUGCCGCUUAAUGCGUUCAACAAACUGCGCAGCGGUAUUGACUGGGUACUGGAAAAACUCGGGGUUAUCAACAAAGAGUCAGACACACUUGACCAGACCGCCGCAAGGACUCAUGCCGCCACGUAUGGCACCGGUGGUUAUAUUCCGGCGACCAGCUCUUAUGCAGGCUAUCAGGCUUAUCAGCCGGUCACGGCACCGGCUGGUCGCUCUUAUGUGGACCAGAGUAAAAACGAAUAUCACAUCAGCCUGACGGGUGGUACUGCGCCGGGGGCACAGCUUGACCGCCAGUUACAGGAUGCGCUCGAAAAAUACGAGCGGGAUAAACGUGCGCGCGCCCGUGCCAGCAUGAUGCAUGACGGUUAA